Pseudozyma flocculosa PF-1 is the source of this 1329-nucleotide messenger RNA. RefSeq lists its product as uncharacterized. NCBI's taxonomy places the organism in Eukaryota, Fungi, Basidiomycota, Ustilaginomycetes, Ustilaginales, Ustilaginaceae. Gene Ontology annotation, molecular function: protein heterodimerization activity; transcription coregulator activity. The record is from RefSeq and is a predicted model, not a curated record. The transcript is spliced from 5 exons. The coding region runs from base 1 to 1329 and encodes 442 amino acids. Gene Ontology annotation, biological process: transcription by RNA polymerase II. Gene Ontology annotation, cellular component: SAGA complex.
AUGGCAUCGAAGUCGGCAGCAGCGGCGGCGACGGCAUCCUCUGCCGCCGACCUAGACGGGCACGAUGGUUCGCCCGCGCUCGACUACAAGUACCAAGUCGAAAUCUCACAGAUGAUGUUCGUCUUCGGAGACGUCACUGACCCACACCCGGACGUGACCAAGCUGAUCGAAGACAUUGUUCGGAACCAGACCAUCGAGAUGAUCAUCCAAUCGCGGCGACUGGCCCAGCGCCGCGGAUCAAAGUACCUCUCGGCCGAAGACCUCAUCUUCCUCAUCCGCUACGACCGCGCCAAGAUCAACCGCCUGCGCACCUACCUCUCCUGGAAGGACGUGCGGAAGAACGCAAAGGACAGCGGCGACGGCGCUGCGGGCGGGCCCGGCGGUGGCGCGGCCGACGUCGACGGCCUCGCCGAGGAUGCCACCAUCGAGAACCCGGUCAAGGCGACCAUGAAGAAGAUCCGCCUGCCCUGGGACUUUAGCAGCGCCUACUCCGAGUUCCUGCGGCCGGCCAAUGGAGCCGCCGAGGAUGAGGAGGAGGAUGAGGAUGAUAUCGAGGCACACGAGGAUAGCAUGCAGCGGCUGAGGGAUGCCGACGAGGCGACCCGAAGGAUGACGAGGGAAGAGUACGUGCACUACUCGGAGUGCCGUCAAGCCUCUUUCACCUUCCGAAGAGGAAAGCGCUUCCGCGAGUUCAUCAACGCCGGAGCCUACCUCGACGUCAAGCCCAACGACGACAUCAUCGACAUCCUCGGCUUCCUCGCCUUCGAGGUGGUGCGCGAACUCGUCCUCGCCGCGCUGGCCAUCAAACGGGGAUUGGAGGAACAGGACCGGAGCCGCAACCGCGCAUCCACCUCGUCCCACGCCGCUACACACCAACACGGCUCGACGGCGCAUGCAGAGCAGGAGGAUGCGGGCGCAGCGGCCAACGAGGCUGACGUGUCUACCGAGACGGCGCGGCCAGGAGAAUCGACGACGGCCGCCGCGGGGAAACGAAAGACGCCGCCGCCGCCCUCUGGGGAAGGGGGGAGGGAGACAUCGUCGUCACCCUCCAAGCGCAAGAGGAGCGACAGCAUCAUCGACCAGCACCAGCAGCAGCAGCAGCAGCAGCAGCAGCAGGCUCAAGCGUCCAAGCAAGACGAAGACGAUCCGGAGCAGACGGAGCUCUGCGGCCUGUUUACGCUGCGCCCCACGGUCGAGAAGCCGCUCAAGCCAGCGCACAUCCACGAGGCGUUUGCCAAGCUCCAACGUGGCCGCGCCGCCCUGGUCAGCGGCAUGAGAGGCGCAGGCGGCACGGGUGGGCUGAGGCGGACGCGCGUCUUCGUCAUCUAG